AUGGCAGCGGCUAAAGAAAUGAUGGGUUCUUCUUUGAUUCAAAGAUCGUCAUUCGACAGUAGUAAUAGGACAACUUCUUUCCUGUUCCGACAGAACCAGAACCGGUUCCUGGUUAACCAUGUCUUGCUCCCAUCGAAGCAAAGGAGUUUACGUUUGAGAAGAGCUGCCAUAGUUCCUGUGGUUGUAACACUCAUAACCCUGGUGGUUGCCGUCAGUGACAAUCUGAUCAAGGUUGCGCCCGACCAGAAUGACAAAGGUGUUCAGUUUAAGGUCCGAGCAGCCGUAAUUGUUAGGAACAAGAACAAUGAGGAUCUCAAUGAUGCAUUAAUGGAGCAUUUGGAUGCUUUCACCGACGAGAUUGAAAGGAAUGUUGUUUUAGAAAUCAUUAGUACCGAAGAAGAUCCAAAAAUCAAGGCUGCAAAGAAAAGCUCCAGUAUCAAAGGUCGAAGCUAUUGUAAGACGUAA
This is a messenger RNA of Hibiscus syriacus, 465 nucleotides long. Its product is annotated as linoleate 13S-lipoxygenase 3-1, chloroplastic-like. The transcript has 2 exons. Lineage: Eukaryota; Viridiplantae; Streptophyta; Magnoliopsida; Malvales; Malvaceae. The record is from RefSeq and is a predicted model, not a curated record. Gene Ontology annotation, molecular function: protein binding. Bases 1 to 465 code for a protein of 154 amino acids.